Selaginella moellendorffii is the source of this 2328-nucleotide messenger RNA. Its product is annotated as cell division protein FtsZ. Gene Ontology annotation, cellular component: microtubule; cell division site; cytoplasm. The record is from RefSeq and is a predicted model, not a curated record. Gene Ontology annotation, molecular function: GTP binding; GTPase activity. Bases 33 to 1376 code for a protein of 447 amino acids. Lineage: Eukaryota; Viridiplantae; Streptophyta; Lycopodiopsida; Selaginellales; Selaginellaceae. Gene Ontology annotation, biological process: chloroplast fission; cell division; microtubule-based process. The transcript is spliced from 5 exons.
UUUUAGGGCUCGCAAAUGUAGUGUCGAGAGCGAUGGAGCAAGGGGCGCUCGCAUCUUCUAUCUCCUUGCUGCGCAGCUGCGAAUCGACGAAGAUUUCUUCUCGCCGCUGCCACUUCUCCAGCCUUCCAUUUUUCCGGCGCGAGAAUUUUCUGUCGAUCUUCGCGUCUGCUUCUUCGGUGAUCCACCACGUAAAUUCCUGGAAUGCGGGUGGGAAUGGAUCGAAUGUUGGGGCGGACGGGAGGGAUUUCCUCGAUGCGGUCACGUCGAUGGCCACGGUCAGAGCUUCGAGCAUGGCCGGGAAGGCUGUGAUCAAGGUCAUUGGCGUCGGUGGAGGCGGAUGCAAUGCGGUGAGCCAGAUGGUGAAUUCCAGGCUUCCAAACGUAGAGUUUUGGGCUGUCAACACGGAUUCUCAGGCUUUGCGGCGAUGCAUCGCUCCAAACAAGCUCCAGAUUGGGAAGGAGACGACAUUUGGAAGAGGCUCCGGGGGAAAGAUCGAAGUUGGCGAGGAAGCAGCAACGGAAUCACUGGCCGAGCUCUCGAUGGCGCUCGAAGGCGCAGAUCUUAUCUUCAUUGCUGCUGGUAUGGGUGGAGGCACUGGCUCCGGCGCAGGACCAGUUGUUGCUCGCUUGGCCAAAGCAAUGGGAGCACUCACGGUUGGAAUCGUGACACAACCGUUCACUUUCGAGGGGAAGAAGCGAGCAGCCGGAGCCCGUCUCGGGAUGGAGGCCAUGAAGAACGCGUCCGACACUCUGGUGGUGGUUCCAAAUGACAAGCUGCUCGAGAUGGUGAGUGCCAACACUUCCAUCGUGGAAGCUUUCGGCCUCGCGGACGACAUCCUCCGGCAAGGUGUGCAAGGCAUCUCGGACAUCAUCACAGUUCCCGGGCUCGUCAACGUAGAUUUUGCGGACGUGAAGGCGAUCAUGUCGAACGCUGGCAGUGCGAUGCUGGGCAUCGGCGUUGGGGGCCACGGAAAGGAUCGUGCCGAGGCAGUCUCCCGAGCGGCGAUCAUGUCUCCGCUUCUCCAGUGCUCGAUGAACAGGCCGAUGGGAAUCGUCUACAACGUAACAGGGGGGCCCGACUUGACUCUCCACGAAGUGAACGUGGUGGCGGACAGGAUUUACAGCAUCGCUCAUCCCAAUGCCAAUGUGAUCUUUGGCGCUGUGAUCGACGAGAGCUUCAAGGGAAAGAUCCGUGUGACCGUGAUCGCGACGGGGUUCCAGGAUCAGAGCAGUGAAAAAGGUGGCGCUGAAAGCUCGUACUCUCUGAGAUACAAGACGGUGGAAGACGAUAUCUUCGAUUGGGAGAGGGGUAAGAGCUGGAACAAGGUGACUGAAGUUCCAGAGUUUUUGAAGAAACGAGCCAGGAGGAAGAACUAACGUACAUAAAAGCGAAUAUACAACUUUAUUUUUCAGGCUCGGUGAUGCCUGAGCACAGUGGCGUAGCUGCUGCUCGUUUUGUUUCUAAGUUCCUCAAGAUCACCGCAACUGACACAAAAGAUCUCUUGUUAAAAUUGAGAAAGGCAACAUUGGAGUAGAAGAACCUCUAUACGAAAUCACUAUUUUCUUACAGCCCAAAGAGAUCAAACCUGAUGCGGUGAUCGCCCUCCACAUCCCCAGUAAAGCACGACAAUGGAAACUCCACCACAAACGCUUCCUGGUUACUCUCAUCCAGAAACUCAGGCCCAAACUUUAGCUCUGUCGCCGCCGCUGCGCCACGCUCCUUGGCUACAAACGUGAGAUCGAGCUCCCGGGUGAUCUUGACACCAAUCGCCAGCAGCGAGCCACUGGCUUCCCACAGAUCCACCGAGCUCUUGAGCGCCUCCAGCCCCUCGUUCUUGUACGCCACCUCGAUCACCGCUCGCUGUGGCUCGAGGACUGAGGAGGAGAAGUAGCACUGGUCCGGCUCUUUGUCGCCUCGAAUCGUCGCCAGGCGGGAGGCCCUGGCGGCGGAGAUCACGUCGAUGGCGCACUCAACCUCGGGGAUGCACUGGAUCUGGGUGAUGAUCAUAGUGUUGAACCAGUUUGAGAUUGUCUCGUGAACGAUGGAAGGAUCCCCGUGCAUCCACACAUCCCCGGCCUUGAAUUCCAGCCGCCAGCAGCACUCGAGGCCACACAUCCAUGCAUCGUAAGAUUGCCAGGGUACGUUCCGGGCGACAAGAAAUGGCCCCUGGCCCUCUCGAUCGCCACGCUCGUAGGCUGCUAUGGCUGCCUCGAGAGCAACGUCCAGCUCUCCCAUAUGGAACUAAUAUUAGGGCUUUGCUUGUAAAGCCCAAAAACGUUAAAACAAAUAUAUAAAUUUUAAAAAAAUACAUAAUAAAUGUUAAAAUUU